AUGUGGGAUGAGAGGAACGCAUCUCCUCCAGUCGAUCGUGGAAAUGCGGUUGGCCUCAUCAUUUUUGUACAGGGAGUGGGGAUUUUGCUGCCCUGGAACUUCUUCAUCACUGCUACACAGUAUUUUAAUGAUCGUCUGUCAGAAAACUACAGCUCAAACUCCACGUCUUUCCAUGUUCAUAAAUAUAACUAUGACAGCUGGAUGUGUCUGCUCUCUGAGCUCCCUCUACUGCUCUUCUCACUGCUCAACUCCUGCCUCUACCAACAUGUGCGAGAGCGCUACCGUGUGGCCUUCAGUCUGGUCGCGUUCAUUUUCCUGUUCGGACUCACUGCAGCUCUGGUCGAGGUGGAGAUGGACCAGGACGCCUUCUUCAUUGUCACUAUGGCAACCAUCUGGUUCAUCAACAUGUUCGGAGCAGUUCUCCAAGGCAGUCUCUUUGGUUUGGUCGGCCUUUUUCCUUAUCGUUACAGCACAUUCUUCAUGAGCGGACAGGGCCUGGGUGGGAUCUUUGCAAACGUGGCCAUGCUCCUCUCCAUCCUCAGUAACUCAGACAGCAGGUCGGCCGCCCUGGGGUACUUCAUCACUCCGUGUGUGUUCACUCUGGUCACUCUGUUGUGUUACCUGCUCCUGCCUCAUCUGAAUUUUGCUCGUUUUUACAUGAAUCAAAGUUCAGUUUAUGAGCCGGAAACAUCAAACAAACUACUCAAAGAUUCAGAAAUCAAAGUUGUUUCUCAAGUCCCAAAUCACCUGAGAGCCAAAGAGCUGCUGCAGUCCAAUGGAGUGAUGAAGGAAGAGGUUCGACUGACUGCAUUUGAAGUCUUUAAAAAGAUCUGGCCCAUGGCAUUGUACGUCACCUGCAUUUUCGCUGUCACUCUCUCUGUUUUUCCGGCUGUCACCGUCCGAGUUCAGACGGUUUAUGUUGAAAAUCAGACUUGGGCCAAAGUGUUCACCUGCGUCUGCUGUUUCAUCGUGUUCAAUGUCAUGGACAUGGUGGGACGCAGCAUUCCCUACCUCGUCCAGUGGCCUGGUGAAAACAGCCGCUUUUUCCCAGUUCUGGUCGUGGCCCGUGUUGUGUUUGUGCCCCUGUUGAUGAUGUGUAACAUUAAAAACUCCAAACUGUCGGUUCUAUUCAGUCACGAUGCCGCCUUCAGCCUCCUGAUGGCGCUGUUCUCUUUCACCAAUGGAUACCUGGCGACCCUGUGUACAGGAUAUGCUCCAAAGCUUGUUCACAAUAAAGAUGCAAAGACGGCUGGUUCUCUCAUGGGUUUCUUCAUAUUUUUGGGAUUGGCUAUCGGAGCUGCCUUCUCAUUUCUGCUAUGUACAGUGGUAUAA
This is a messenger RNA of Periophthalmus magnuspinnatus, 1332 nucleotides long. Its product is annotated as equilibrative nucleoside transporter 2-like. The coding region runs from base 1 to 1332 and encodes 443 amino acids. The record is from RefSeq and is a predicted model, not a curated record. Gene Ontology annotation, molecular function: nucleoside transmembrane transporter activity. Gene Ontology annotation, biological process: thymine transport; hypoxanthine transport; uridine transmembrane transport. Lineage: Eukaryota; Metazoa; Chordata; Actinopteri; Gobiiformes; Gobiidae. The transcript has 12 exons. Gene Ontology annotation, cellular component: plasma membrane; basolateral plasma membrane.